AAGGAUAAAAUAGUCGGUCUUCUUCCCCAAUCUGGUUUUUGAUCCAAUCGUCCUAAAGUCCUUACAAACAGACAGAUACGUAAUCGGAAGCCUGUCCGACAUCAAAAGAAAAAUUCAAUUUAGUGAAAAUGGCGGAUCAUAGUUUGGUUAUAGAAGCAGGAGGAGAACUGGAGAGUCCUCUUGUUCGUCGGUGCAUCGAAGCGGCAACACAAAGCGCAGACGCCGUAGAAAUGUGGCGGAGACAGCGUCGGACGCUCGAACGCUUGCCAUCUCAACUCGCUGAAGCUUUACUCCACCGGCUUCUCAGCCGCCGCCUCCUAUAUCCAUCUCUUCUCGAAGUAUUCAAAUACAAUGUAGAGAAGGUUGAUCUGAGAGGUGAAAGCUCUGUUGAUGCAGAAUGGAUGGCAUAUCUUGGUGCCUUUCACUUCUUGUACUCUUUAAAUGUUUCCGAAUGUCAUAGAAUCAACAGUUCUGCACUUUGGUCUCUCUCAGGUAUGAAUCAUUUAAAGGAGAUGGAUCUUUCUAGAUGCUCUAAAGUCAAUGAUGCUGGCAUUAAACAUCUUCUCUCUAUUCGAACCAUUGAAACGUUAUGCAUAUCAGAAACAAGUGUAACCACAAAUGGUGUCACACUUCUCUCAUCACUCAAAAAAAUAUCCAAGUUGGAAUUGGGAGGCUUGUUUAUUACCGACACUGCCCUUGUAUCUCUUCGGGUUUUGACAAAUUUACAACACCUUGAUAUAUGGGGAAGUGAUGUAACAAACGAAGGCGCAUCUAUUCUUGUCAAAUUCCCAAAUCUAAACUUUCUAAAUCUCGCGUGGACAAAAGUGACAGUAUUGCCAAAUUUGCCCUCCAUUACAUGCCUAAACAUGAGCAAUUGUACUAUACAUUCCAUCUUUAAAGGGGGAUUCAAUGACAAUGACAAUAAGGCGACAUUAAAAAAGUUAAUUCUUUCUGGAACUUCAUUUAAAGAUGUUACAAAAGCCUUUUCAUAUUUCGAUCCCAUCUGUCUAUCUUUUUUAGACUUAUCAAACUCCUCUCUUCGCGACCUAUCUUUUUUGCUAUCCAUGAAAGCCCUAGAAAACUUAGAUCUGAGUGGGAACUUAAUCGGGGAUGAUUCGGUUGAAUUUAUUGCAUCUGUAGGGGCAAAUUUGGAAACUUUGAAUCUUAGCAAUACGAGAGUGACAUCAGCGGGAGUUGGUAUCCUAGCUGGACAUGUUCCGAAACUUGAGACUAUAUCAUUGUCCUCCACACCAAUUGAUGAUCUUGCUAUCUCAUACAUUGCCAUGAUACCUUCACUAAAAGCUAUCGACGUAAAGGCUACGUAUGUGACAGGUGUCGACUCCUCAUUGGAAGUUCUUGGAAACCUCAAGAAUUUGGAAAAAUUAAAUCUUGAAGAAACCCCACUCAAGGAUGAAGGAGUGGGCCCGAUUUCAAACUUUAAAAAACUUAGCCAUUUGUCUCUUAGAAGCAGUUUCUUGACAGAUGUCUCGUUGCAGUAUUUGACAUCUGUCACAAAGUUAAAAACUCUGAGCAUUCGAGAUGCGAUUUUAACAAGCGCAGGAAUUGACUGUUUUAACCCUCCACCAUUUCUAAAAUCACUGGAUUUGACGGGAUGUUGGCUGCUGACCAAAGAUGUUAUAUUUUCAUUUGUUGAGAGGCAUCCUGGGAUCAAAAUAAGGCAUGAACUUGUUUGUGAUUUUGAAGAAGCGAAACAUACUUCACCUUUGCAAACAAGUGUGAGGAGAAGAUUUUCAUCAUCACCACUUAAAUAUGAAAUGUCUGCCAUUAUAGAUGAGAGGUUGAAAUAUAGCAGAGCAGAAUUACUAUCGAUGCAGUUUGCGUCCAUGGCGAUUGUUCCUCCCAGUGAUUCAGGUAUGUCAAUGUCACCCGAGUAGAAAAACAUUAUUGUAUUUGUUGAAAAAAAGAAAAUCCUUUUUAACAAGUUUGUACGAAUGAUAAGCUUUUAUUGUGAAAAAAUUAAACAAGUGCGAAGUAUUAUGUUACUAUGAGCAGGCUUGUUUGUUGUUUUUCAUAAAGACAUUGAGGUAUUGUUCUUUUAAUUU
This is a messenger RNA of Lactuca sativa (garden lettuce), 2063 nucleotides long. Its product is annotated as Leucine-rich repeat (LRR) family protein. NCBI's taxonomy places the organism in Eukaryota, Viridiplantae, Streptophyta, Magnoliopsida, Asterales, Asteraceae. Gene Ontology annotation, molecular function: protein binding. The record is from RefSeq and is a predicted model, not a curated record.